This is a messenger RNA of Sphaeramia orbicularis (orbiculate cardinalfish), 4125 nucleotides long. It is a transcript of the gene tcf7l2, whose product is annotated as transcription factor 7 like 2. The transcript is spliced from 14 exons. The record is from RefSeq and is a predicted model, not a curated record. Gene Ontology annotation, biological process: regulation of transcription by RNA polymerase II; canonical Wnt signaling pathway. The coding region runs from base 458 to 2317 and encodes 619 amino acids. Gene Ontology annotation, molecular function: RNA polymerase II cis-regulatory region sequence-specific DNA binding; DNA-binding transcription factor activity, RNA polymerase II-specific. Gene Ontology annotation, cellular component: beta-catenin-TCF complex; catenin-TCF7L2 complex; chromatin. Lineage: Eukaryota; Metazoa; Chordata; Actinopteri; Kurtiformes; Apogonidae.
CCGCCGGCUUCCUCCAGCCUCCCUCUCUCCUCCUUUCUCUCUCUCCCCCUUCUCUCUCUCUCUCUCUCUCUCCCUUUUUUUUCCUCCUAUUUAUGAAAACGUCACUUCAAGUCCCUCCCUGUUUGAAUCUCAUUAGUUUCUUGUGUGUUUCUCCCUGUCAAUAAUCCUGAAUCCAGACUCUCUCUAUUUCCAUCCCUCUCUAUCUGUCAAUCAGCGCCGCCUUUGAACUGAAAACCACUCCGACCAACUUCAACUCACUCAAUCCGAGCGGCUCGGCUCCUUCUCCGGCUUCCUUUUUCUGCCAAGAUUCCCUUCUUUUUUAGUUUUGUACCAACCGCCAGAGCUUUGGAAAACGCCAAUACAGACCCCAAACUUAAACUCGGACUUUCUAGAUCACCGAGAUCAAGGGUUUAAAACUUUGUGUUUUGCCCCUCAGAAAAAAUUUUGCUCGGGAAAAAUGCCGCAGCUCAACGGCGGUGGAGGGGACGAUCUGGGUGCAAACGAUGAAAUGAUUUCCUUCAAAGACGAAGGGGAGCAGGAAGAGAAAAUUUCGGAGAACUCCUCGGCAGAAAGGGAUUUAGCAGAUGUCAAAUCUUCUCUUGUAAACGAAUCGGAAACGAAUCAAAACAGCUCGUCGGAUUCAGAGGCGGAAAGACGGCCUCCGCCUAGAUCUGAAACUUUCAGAGACAAAACAAGAGAAAGUUUAGAGGAGGCUGCGAAAAGGCAAGAUGGAGGGCUGUUCAAGAGCCCACCGUACCCGGGCUAUCCAUUUAUAAUGAUCCCCGAUCUCACAAGCCCCUACCUUCCCAAUGGAUCACUUUCUCCAACAGCACGCACAUACCUACAGAUGAAAUGGCCCCUGCUAGAUGUUCAACCAGGAGGUCUUCAAAGUAGACAAGCACUUAAAGAUGCCAGGUCCCCAUCACCGGCACACAUCGUUUCUAAUAAGGUUCCUGUGGUACAGCACCCUCACCACGUGCACCCUCUCACGCCUCUGAUCACCUACAGCAAUGAGCACUUCACACCAGGGAACCCCCCACCUCACCUACAGACAGACGUGGACCCCAAAACAGGAAUUCCAAGGCCUCCACAUCCUCCAGAUAUAUCUCCUUAUUACCCACUGUCACCUGGCACUGUCGGCCAAAUCCCCCAUCCGCUAGGAUGGUUAGUACCACAGCAAGGUCAACCUGUUUAUCCAAUCACAACAGGGGGUUUCAGACACCCCUACCCAACUGCGCUCACUGUCAACGCAUCCAUGUCAAGUCUUCUGUCCUCUAGGUUCCCCCCACACAUGGUGCCCCCUCACCACAGUUUGCACACCACGGGCAUCCCACACCCAGCCAUCGUCACACCCAACGUCAAGCAGGAAUCCUCCCACAGUGACAUCAGCUCUCUCAACAGCUCGAAACAGACAGAUGCUAAAAAGGAAGAGGAGAAAAAGAAACAGGUCCACAUAAAGAAGCCUCUGAAUGCCUUCAUGCUGUACAUGAAGGAGAUGCGCGCCAAGGUGGUUGCUGAGUGCACACUGAAGGAAAGUGCUGCCAUCAACCAGAUCCUGGGGCGAAGGUGGCAUGCCCUAUCGCGGGAGGAGCAGGCCAAGUACUACGAGCUUGCCAGGAAAGAACGACAGCUGCACAUGCAACUGUACCCAGGCUGGUCAGCACGAGAUAACUAUGCGGCUAACCAACAGGGGAAAAGGAAGAAGAGAAAAAGGGAAAAGCAGCAAGCAGAGAGCAAUGAACACAGAGAAUAUUUUCCAAACCCUUGCCUUUCACUCCCUCCGAUUACAGACCUGAGCGCUCCUAAGAAGUGUCGAGCGCGCUUUGGGCUCGAUCAACAGAAUAACUGGUGUGGCCCGUGCAGGAGAAAAAAAAAGUGCAUUCGCUACAUCCAAGGUGAAGGCAGCUGUGCCAGUCCUCCCUCUACGGACGGAAGCUUACUAGACUCCCCCCCAUCUUCUCCCUCCUCAGUGGUUCCCUCCCCCUCCUCAAAAGAGUCCAAACCUCAGACUGAACAAAUGCAACCUCUCUCACUGACUAUGAAACCGGCCCACCAGCCACUCCACCACCCGCACCUCCUGGCUGGGCCGCCGCCAUCUUUGGUUCAGCUGGAAAACUCUGCUGCAGCUAGCAAAACGCCCGGCGCCUCCUCCCACAACGGAGCCCUGGAGCACGGUGACGUCUCGUCCUCGCGGCAGCCGGGCUCCUCUGUGGCGUCCUCACUGGCCCGGCCCUCGGCAUCGCUGUGUCAUUCCCACUCGCUCCUCCCCUCCACGGCCCCUCAGCCUCUGUCGCUAGUGACCAAGUCUAUAGAAUAGUCUACCCUAUUCUUCUUCUCCUCUUUUCUAGCUCUGCACACACACCUUUCUAGGCCCUCUCUCUGCUAUAUUUCACUUUGCCGUCAGUUCUUUUCUCUUUACGUUUCUGUGCCAUGAGGCUUUGAAAUUUUAGUUUUUGUUUUAUUAAAGUUCAUUGGUCAAUAUUUGACCCAUCAUUAUCAAAAAGUCUAAUUAUUAUAAAGAAAUGAUACAAUGAGCUGUAGUAUAGCUUUGUGAAUCUGCCAAAAUUUUUAUGAAUUUUGUUUUGUCUUUUUUGUAGUGUUUAAACAGUGCAAACAGAAAAAAAUUAUUUAGUUCAACUUCAAAAUGUUUAAAAGACGGAUAUAAAAAGGUAGGCUAGAUUAUUCAAUGAGCCCUUUUCUUGAAAGAGUUGGUUCUCCUUCUUUAUUUGUAUUAAAUACGAGCUUGCGAACCAAUCAUUUGACAUCUGUUCAAAGUGUAGGAGGGCAUGAGGCUAGCAGUGACACCUCUCUGAGGAACAACUUCAAUUGUGAUGUUACUUGUUCUUGUUUAAAUGUACAGAAUAAUGGGGAGGGGGGAUUACUGUGUUAAAUAUGCAUUCUUCCACUGCGUUGUCUUUUUCUUUGUUGUUUACCUUUGGGGUGGAGUCAGGCAAGUUGGGUGGGCUUGAAGGGAGGUCGGGGUGGGGGGGGUUGAGGGUUAUUAAAUUCAAAAUGUCACAACGCUAGGACCAGUAGUAUUUAUUGCUUUAGAGAUUGCUUGUUGUAUCUUGUACGUGUCUCUUUUUGACUUUUGUUUCUUAAUACAUUGUACAAAUAUUUUUUCUUAAGGUAAGCGACUUAUAUAUGAAUGAUCCAUUUUUACAAGGAGGUUUUAAAAGGUAAAAAUCUUUUGUUAUUGAUUUCUUUCCGCGCUGAAAACCUGGAUUCCACUCAGUGUACUGUGUAGAUCUCAUGAACAGAAGUAUGCACAACUUCAUUUCAAGAAAUGCGUCUAUAAGCCAUUUUACAAAAAGAAGAAAAGAAAACUUGAAACAAGAGACAGUGGGUACCGUGUCUUCAGUAGUUGGAAAAGUGUCUAAAGCCCUUCUUUUUUAUUGCACAGUCACAUCUCUCAGACUGUAGAUUCGUGUACAGAUUUUCCGUGCCAAAUUUUGUGAUAAUUUUCUCUGCCCCUCUAACCAUGCUCUAGGGAUUUUUUUUUUGUUUUGUUGUCAUUUGUUUUGUUUUGUUUUGUUUUUUUUAAUUUCGAUACCAUUCUUUGCUGUGACGUUACAUAGAUUGCUAUGUAUGUAGUAUAAAUGUUGCUAUAACAAAUGUGUUUGGUAGCAAAUUGUCAAAUAUUAAAAUUUAAACUUAAUAAAAAGACGGACAUCAUACUGUAUAAACCCACAAGGGCCAAAUUAUGUAUAUUAGGAGGUUCAUAAAAAAACUAUUAAAUACAAAAAAAUACACAAACUGCCACUUUUAAGUACACUACUACAUAUAGGUAGAUAGAAAAAAUAGGCAUGUUGAUGUUGCAAGAGGCUGUAAAAAAAGCUACAAGAGAAUCAUCCACUCGGUGCCAUUGUAGUUGACAUGACGCGACUGUAAUCUGUCGAUUUCUUCUCUGGUUUAUUAAGAUGCUAAUGAUAAAUAGUUUGAAUGUUUCCUUAACGGCUGUGAUGUUCCUGUUCUAUUUUAUGCUCUUAUCUUUUUGUUUGUUUGUUUUUUCCUGUUAUUUUAAAUGGUUCCAAAACCAUGUUUUUUUGUAAUGAAUAAAUGUUUAUGCUGUACAGUCUCUGUAGCAUGCAGUUCUGUAUUAAUAAAAGCAACUUAGUAUGUGCA